Harpegnathos saltator (Jerdon's jumping ant) is the source of this 2212-nucleotide messenger RNA. It is a transcript of the gene Ppat-Dpck, whose product is annotated as Bifunctional Phosphopantetheine adenylyltransferase - Dephospho-CoA kinase. Gene Ontology annotation, molecular function: ATP binding; dephospho-CoA kinase activity. Lineage: Eukaryota; Metazoa; Arthropoda; Insecta; Hymenoptera; Formicidae. The transcript has 5 exons. Bases 321 to 1901 code for a protein of 526 amino acids. Gene Ontology annotation, biological process: coenzyme A biosynthetic process. The record is from RefSeq and is a predicted model, not a curated record.
CGUGGCCGCUCUCAGGUUUCUCUGUGCUACUAGCAGGUACUACAUGAUGCUGCGUCACGGCAGUGGUUAUAUUUGUUUAUCAAUUACGAUUUAUACUUUGUUACUUUAUUAAUUCAAAUAAAUUUAUUUACAAUAUUGAGUAAUUUCUAAGAGAAAUGGAAAGCGCGUAGAAACUCUGAAAAUAAUAAUUUGAAUUAUUUAUAACCUAUAGACUCUAACGAUCUCUGUAGUAAAUAACGCGAAUUUUUUAAAAAUUUACUGAAAAAAUAAUAAGAAAGUGUAUUGUAAAAACUAGACAUAUAUUUUUAAAUUGCGGUGACAUGGCAAACACUGGUUUACUAAUUUUAACAAAUCCUGCAAAAGUGAAAAUGCUUCUGCCUGUAAUCAACAAACAUGUUUUAAAGACAUUAUACAUACAAUAUCUUCCGGAAAAAAAUAUCUUCGCCUCAGGAAAAUACAAUAAUAGGACAUCACAGCGAAGUAGUUUGCAGUGUUCCCAGAAUAUCGUGGACAUUUACGUGAAUACUUCCACGAUUGCUUCUAGGCUUGAUGUUCGUGUUUUACUCACUAUCACCAAGUAUCCUGACAGAUCUGUCAUAAACACAAAAAAACCUGUAGAAAUAGUUAUUUUUGAUCGAACAUAUAGUAAAAAAGAAGCUGACACAUUCAUACAAGACUGUUUAGUAAAUACUUCAAUAGACUACAGUUUUGUUACUUGUAAUGAUAAUCAAGAUCAGAUUGACCAUAAACAUGAAGAAUGUCCUGUUCAGAAUGCAAAGACUUAUAGGAAUGUAGUACUGGGUGGCACAUUUGAUCGAUUACACAAUGGUCAUAAGAUAUUAUUAAGUGAAGCUGUUCUACGUUGCACAGAGAAGCUUACUGUUGGUGUAACUGAUACAAACAUGAUUUCUAAUAAAAUACUAUGGGAACUUAUAGAACCAUGUACAUACAGAAUAAACCAAGUUAAGGAAUUUUUAGAGGAUAUAGAUUCUUCAAUAACAUACAAUGUUGUUUCUAUCGAUGACAUGUAUGGGCCUACCAAAGAGGACUCAACACUUGAAAUGAUAGUUGUGAGUCAGGAGACAAAACGUGGUGGUGAUAAAGUUAAUGAAUUGCGUUUGCAAAAGAAUUUAAGUAAAUUAGAUAUUCAUACAGUAAAAUUAGCAAAUGAUGAACAUUAUGAUGAACAUGAGGAGGCCAAAAUCAGCUCAAGCAAUCAUAGGAUACGAUUACUCGGCACAAGACUUCAUCCUCCUAGACUGAAUGAUAAGCCUCUGAAGCCAUAUAUUAUUGGCUUAACGGGUGGUAUCGCAAGUGGAAAAUCUUCAGUUGCUGAGAAAUUGCAAAAACUUGGUGCUAGUCUUGUAAACUGUGAUAAGUUAGCUCACGAUUUAUAUUUACCUGGAAAAGUAUGUUUUGAUAAAAUAGUAGAAUAUUUUGGUUCUUCUAUUCUCAAUUCAGAUGGAUAUAUUGAUAGAAAGGCACUUAGCAAUAUAGUGUUUAAUGAUAAGGCACAAUUAGAAAAACUAAAUAAACUGAUCUGGCCUUUGAUUCUGCAUGAAGCUAAAAAGGAGAUAACUACUCUUCAUUCUAAAGGUCAUGAUAUCGUUGUAAUGGAAGCAGCAGUUUUAAUUCAAGCCAAAUGGCAGAAUGUUUGUCAUGAGAUUUGGACUUGUAUAAUUCCACAAAAAGAGGCUAUAAAACGGAUAAUGGAUAGAAAUAGAUUAUCUGAAGAAGCAGCGAAAUCGCGAAUUCAAAUACAACCAAGUAAUACAGAGCAAGUUAGAGAAGCGAAUGUUGUCAUAUGUACUUCGUGGAGUCAUGACAUUACACAAAAGCAAGUGGAAAGAGCAUGGAAGGAACUGACAACUAUAUUAUUCAAAGAAUCGCGAAACGAAUAAAUUCUAUAUAGAUAGGAGAUUCACAUUAUUUUUUAAUAAUAGAUAUAUAAAUAAAUGCAAAUAAUAUUGUAUUUAUAUAGAGUAGAAUUACUUUCUUAUAUAACUAUGACAACUAACAAAUUGUUUUUGAAAAGUAGCUUUCUUACUUCUAAUGUGCAAAAUUUCAGCUUUAUAUGAAAAUGAUGUUCAAUUAUUACUCUGUGAUAAAGUUUUGUAUAUAAGAAUUAUCAACAUAAAUAAUGUAUUUACUGCUGUUUAACACGUUUCAUGCUGUGUAGAUUACUAAUAGUAAAUUUUUUUACAUUAAAAUU